This is a messenger RNA of Suricata suricatta (meerkat), 612 nucleotides long. RefSeq names its product guanylate cyclase activator 1C (gene GUCA1C). Gene Ontology annotation, molecular function: calcium sensitive guanylate cyclase activator activity; calcium ion binding. The record is from RefSeq and is a predicted model, not a curated record. The transcript has 4 exons. Bases 1 to 612 code for a protein of 203 amino acids. NCBI's taxonomy places the organism in Eukaryota, Metazoa, Chordata, Mammalia, Carnivora, Herpestidae.
AUGGGAAAUAGCGAAUCCAUAGCUGGUGGUCAGAAAGUGGUUCCUGCUACAGAGACCUAUAUAUGGUACAAAAAAUUUAUGAGGGAAUAUCCAUCCGGCCUGCAAACACUGCAUGAAUUUAAGUCGCUCUUGGGUCUGCAAGGUCUGAAUCCAAAGGCCAAUCAACAUGUUGAUCAAGUCUAUAAUACCUUUGACAUAAACAAGGAUGGAUUCAUUGACUUUUUAGAGUUUAUCGCUGCUAUAAAUCUAGUUAUACGAGGAAAAAUGGAACAGAAAUUAAAAUGGUAUUUUAAGCUGUAUGAUGCAGAUGGAAAUGGUUCUAUUGACAAACAGGAACUACUGAAUAUCUUCAUGGCUGUACAAGCCCUCAAUGGCCAGCAAACUCUGAGUCCUGAAGAAUUUACCAACCUGGUGUUUCAUAAGAUCGAUAUAAACAAUGAUGGAGAAUUGACUUUAGAAGAAUUUAUCAAUGGCAUGGAAAAAGAUCAGAAUCUUCUGGAGAUUGUUUCCAAGAGCUUUGAUUUUUCCAAUGUACUGAAAAUAAUCUAUAAUCAGAAGCAACAAGACUCAGAAAGGAGGCUUCCUUCAAACCAUGUGACAAGUCUGACCUAG